AGAGAGAGAGAGAGAGAGAGAGAGAGAGUUGACCGGGCGUCUUAUGGAUGAGCUACCAGUUAAUCUCUCACACGCUCAAUGGGCGUUGAAUUCUUUAAUCAAAUCAUGCACCUUUGGUGUCAGCUCUCUCCCUCGUGUAAUUCCCCCAUAACAUAAAUUCCCCUAUUUAUUUACCUCUUCCCAGCAUUUUCUACUCAGACCACAACUUAUUUCUCUUUUCUGUUAUUUCCCCCUCACCGUAUUUUACUCAGUAAAUCGUCAUUGCUUCUAAUUAAUUCCUAAAUAUCAUCUAAUUUCUGCUCCCUGGUGGUUGGAUUAACCUGUUAAACAAACCAAGCACAAAAAGAAGACAUGGGCAGAAUUCCCUGUUGUGAGAAAGACAAUGUCAAGAGGGGGCAAUGGACCCCUGAAGAAGACAACAAGCUCUCUUCCUACAUUGCCCAGCAUGGCACCCGCAACUGGCGCCUCAUCCCUAAAAAUGCCGGUCUCCAACGAUGUGGGAAGAGCUGUAGGCUGCGGUGGACUAACUACCUUCGCCCUGAUCUGAAGCAUGGGCAGUUUUCCGAAGCAGAAGAGCAAAAUAUCAUUAUGCUUCAUUCAGUCGUUGGCAACCGGUGGUCGUUAAUCGCUGCUCAACUGCCUGGGCGAACCGACAACGAUGUGAAGAAUCACUGGAACACCAAGCUCAAAAAGAAGCUUUCGGGGAUGGGCAUUGAUCCAGUUACCCACAAGCCCUUCUCCCACCUCAUGGCGGAGAUUGCCACCACCCUGGCACCACCUCAGGUGGCUCACCUGGCUGAAGCCGCCCUGGGCUGCUUCAAAGAUGAAAUGCUCCACCUACUAACCAAGAAACGCGUCGAUUUCCAGCUCCAACAAAACACUGCAGCCAAUUACAACACAACCAUUAGUCAAGACGUAAAGGACAAUACUAUCGAGAAGAUCAAACUUGGAUUAUCAAGGGCCAUACAAGAACCUAAUAACAUGAUGCCAUCAAACAAACCUUGGGAUUCAGCAGGGGCAACGUCGGGAAAUUUUUCUGGGGUUUGUAGUGCUUUUCCGGCAUCAGUGUCCGGAUUUGAAUAUACUCCACCGUGUUUCGGCAAUGAAGGGGAUGGAUCUCUUUCAUGGAACCAGAAACUUGGCGACGAAAAUGGAGACGAGUCUGAGGGUGGAAAAGAGACUAGAAAUGGGUCCAGCAUGUUUAAUUCAGAGUGCGACUUAUGGGAUAUACCGUCUGAAAAUCUGAUGGAUUCUAUGGUUUACAGGAGUUCAUAGGA
This is a messenger RNA of Rhododendron vialii, 1277 nucleotides long. Its product is annotated as transcription factor MYB80. The transcript is spliced from 3 exons. Lineage: Eukaryota; Viridiplantae; Streptophyta; Magnoliopsida; Ericales; Ericaceae. Bases 352 to 1275 code for a protein of 307 amino acids. The record is from RefSeq and is a predicted model, not a curated record.